This is a messenger RNA of Impatiens glandulifera, 1060 nucleotides long. RefSeq names its product NAC domain-containing protein 2-like. The coding region runs from base 115 to 990 and encodes 291 amino acids. NCBI's taxonomy places the organism in Eukaryota, Viridiplantae, Streptophyta, Magnoliopsida, Ericales, Balsaminaceae. The transcript is spliced from 3 exons. Gene Ontology annotation, biological process: regulation of DNA-templated transcription. The record is from RefSeq and is a predicted model, not a curated record. Gene Ontology annotation, molecular function: DNA binding.
AAAUUCAUUUUACAUUUCUAGAGAGAGAGAAACAAAGAACAGAGUAAGCAAGCAGCUUCUAGAGAGAGAAAAAGAAGAAAUCAGGGCAAGAGAGAAUUCCAUAAUCAACCGCGAAUGAAUCAAAAUCAGAAUCAGAUUCAGAUCGAGCUUCCUCCAGGUUUCAGAUUCCAUCCAACAGAUGAAGAACUAGUCAAACAUUAUCUCAUCCGCAAGUGUACAUCACAACAAAUCCUAGCCCCUGUUAUUGCUGAAGUCGAUCUCUACAAAUUCAAUCCAUGGCAGCUUCCUGAGUUAGCUCUAUGUGGUGAAAAAGAAUGGUACUUUUUCUCACCCAGAGAUCGGAAAUACCCAAAUGGUUCCCGACCAAACAGGGCUGCCGGAGAUGGUUAUUGGAAGGCGACCGGAGCUGAUAAAUCGGUCGGAAACCCCAAACCACUUGGAAUAAAAAAAGCACUUGUUUUUUACGCCGGAAAAGCACCAAAAGGGGUUAAAACUAAUUGGAUCAUGCAUGAAUAUCGGUUAGCAAAUGUCGAUCGGUCCGCCGGAAAAGGCACUAACUUAAAGCUUGAUGAUUGGGUUUUAUGUCGGAUUUACAAUAAGAAAGGGAAAAUUGAGAAACAUAAUCCGACAUCAACAAAAACAACACAGAUUGAGAUUGAGGAUCAGAAACCAAAUAUUGCCGGAAAAGUGAACGGAAUUGGGUCGGUGAAUGGUUGGCCGGUGAUCGGAGACUCGUCGGAAUCUAUUCCACGGGCUAAUACGGAUUCGAGUGGGUCGGGUCAUUGGACAUCUUCGCCCGAGUUCAUAUCCGAAAUUCAAAGUGAACCAACUUGGGAUGAAUUAGAAAAGGCCAUGAACUUUGGGUUUAAUUACAUGGAUACCUAUCCGGAUAAUAUUUUUGACUUGACGACAGAGAUGAAGUUUCAGCCGCAAGAUCAAUAUUUUCCUUUUCAACAGGAUAUGUUCAUGCAUUCACAUAAUCCUUUCUGAGCCGUUGGAUUAAGAAUGUCCCUUUUAUUAUUUUUUCUUUUUUUAUUUAUCAGAAUUUCUUUAAAUUUAA